UAUCAAGGUGCGGCUGAGAGAAACAAGUGUCUGAGUGAAACCAAUCUGAGAAGUCAUUCCUCUGUGAGAUUACAGGUAGGCUUAAUCUAUCGACUUUUUUUAAAUGGCCCGUUAUUGUUCAUUUAGAUGGCUGGAUUUCAGUAGCGAAUACUUUUUGUGACCUAUAGCAUAUGCACAUUAAUUGUGCGGCAUCUUUCGAAGACACCAUUAGGGUUUACGAGCUCUUCAAGUUUUCUGCUGCUUCAUCACUUCAAUUUUAAAAUAAAUUUUCUGUGAGUACAACAAUAGGGUUAGAAAAAAUUGGCAGAAGGUAUUUUUGUUGAUACUUUUUUCCGACGUGAACCGCCUUUUUUGAAAAGCCUUGUUAAACUUUUUUUUUUGCCAAUUUCGCAGUCCCAGCCUUGCUAGGUACAGAUUUCUCUCAAGAGGCAUCAUUGAUGAUCUAGUUCCAGUCUGUUUCUCCACGCUCCAUAUACCAGCCCCCAGAAAGCUAUGCUGAAAGUCUAAUCUAAUUCAAGGUUUUAAAAAUAGUUAACUAACUAAAACAAAAUUUUUGAGUGACGUUUGAGUCUUUUAAAAAUGAAAAUGGCGGGAUAAAUCCAAAAUGGAAUUUAAAUUCGUCUUUAACGGAAUCAAAUCAGAGUUUUCCCAGUCUCACUACAAGCUUCUCGUUCAGACGGUUUUUCCUUCACCGAGGGAAAAAUGUUACCUUCGUUCGUUCCGUAUAAUAUAACUUUCUAGCCAUUUUUGUUAGUUUUUAUUUCCUUGUUAUGUUCUGGCUGCCCAUGGUAGUCUUCGAAUUUCGGUUAUCAGGAGUGUUAACCAAGUCCCGAACGAAGCACCAUAGAAUGCAAUUUCUGUCCUCAAAGAUAUCUUAGACAAAGGUCAAAAUUGCUUAUGGCGAACUUCAUAAUAACAAUACAGAUUAUCGGAGCAAUGUACAAGUCAAUAACACGAAACAACCUCAAAUUUGAGGGAAAAAAAACCCAAACUUCCUAAGCUCGAAACCGAAAUACCCUCAACUCACCGAAAACGAAGCACCCACUCUCACCUGCGGUGAACACGCCUGCAAUUAGCUAAUAUUAACCAGUCAAUUUCAAGGGUGAAAAUCCCCUCUUGUCAUAUUUACCUGGCGCUUUUGCUCACGAUGGCUCAAAACACGUUUGCGGUAUUGCGGUGCUAGUGUUGACCAUUUUUCUUUUUUUGCGGUGGGUGAUUUUGGUAAUUGUAGUCAUGAGUUGCGAUAUUGUGGUAUUUCUAAAGGUGUGAGGUGUGCUGUUUAUUGUGUUUAGGUCUAUUUUGGACAUGAACUUGUGGCCAAAGUGAUUUGCCGAUUUUACUGGUUUUUGUUUUCUUUUUUUGAGGCGUCAGUUGUGGUGCAUGCGCGAUUAAUACUCAUCCCACUCUACAUCUACUUGACGAUAUUUGCAAUCGAAAGAAGGCACCAAUUAUGCUCUUCGCUGAACGGAAGUAGUUCAAACUUUUGAUUUUGUCGAUCAGAUCCCAUGGUGUUGUGAUCAUUUAAAUGAAACCGCAUGAUAGUAUUUACCAAUAAUUUUUAAAAGGAUAAUAUUAUAUAAUAAUAAUAUUAAUGUGCUUGUGAUAAACGUGCUAAACAACCUUCUUGCCUUAUGUUCAUGUUGCUGAUCUCUUUGCAACAAGUUUUAUUUCUUUUAUUACGUAUACGAUUUUUUUUGGUCACCGAUUACAACAAAUGUUUGCUAUAACUACAGCUUUUUAAAUUACGAAAUUUUAAUGUCCUAAAAGUUCGAAAAGGUUAUUAUGAAUAAACUUAUCCGAGUUUUUCUUGCACGAAAUUGAUACAACAUCAUCAGGUGUAGUCUGAUGAUGGCAUACCACGGCAUACAGGGUGAAAUUACUCUUUGUCGCAAUCUUCUAUAAAUAACAAACACGCAAAAAUAAUAAUAAUAAAAAUUACCCUGAAUCUGAGGAUGGGUCAGCUACUGAGCUUGUCGAAAUGUCAUUGCGCGAUCGCUGGUUAACGCGGGGGUUUGUUCUAGGACUGCAGCGUGACAGCCUGCAAAUGAAAUAAUUCUGUAACAUUCUGUUCUGCUACACAAUAAUAGUAUUACAGUGAGUUUGAAGAUCACUGCCUGCUACUGAAGUACUCAUGAUCGACAAUGUUCGGAAAGUAGUAUCAUAUAUCGGAAUCUAACAUUUAUUUGAGAGCACAAUGGCAAUUUUUUAAUGACAGUUUAACUGUGCUAAUGCACGGCGAUGAUAUUAAGUUUAAACGUUUUACACCGAUAUUUUUUCUCAGAUCAAAGCAUUCAUGGCGAUGAGUGGAAUCAGAGAAGCAAGCCCGGAGAGUGAUGAGAAAGUUUUGGACUUUGAUGAUGCUACUUUGGAAGGUAAAGAUACUUAAGCAACAAUCAAUAGUGUAUAAAAGCAUUUUUAAACAUAGCUAGGGACGAUUGAAAUUAAAAAUAUACACAAGAGAACCUUUGUUAAAAGAUUAAAACCCCAGUCAAGUUGCGGCAUUUUCUACUUUCAACGGAGCCACGACAGUAUUCAGUGAGUACUAAAUUCAAAAAUUAAACAAGGGAAUGGUUAGAACUGUUGAUAAACAAUAUUGACAGUACAAACAAGUACAGUUUAUUUACGUAAGAGCUACAGUCAGGCAGUCAUAUUUAUAAUUAACGGAACGCUUUUUUUGUAGAUUGUUGAAAAGCAAGCAUAGUAUCAGCACGAAAACAGAAAACAAACAGCAAACAAACAAAUUGAACAGCAAACAAACAAAAUUGAACAAACAAUCAAUGUAAAUUGCAAUUUACUAAGCUGGUGUCGUCUAGUGUUCUCUGGGGUUACAAGUUUUUGUCAUGUCAGGAACGGAAAAGACAUUUGUUUGUCAGCGGCCAUCUCAUUGAAUGUGCAAUAAAUAAUCCCCCUCCUUAUUUAUUUAUUUGUUUAUUUUCUAUUUGUUAUCAUUUUCUGCUUCUCUCUCCUGUUUUUAUCUCUCAUUCCAAUUAUCGCCCCACACCUUCAAGUAAACUAAAUCCCGCAACGUCCCAUACUUUUUUAGAACCUUAGGUUUUAAGGCAUUUUAAUGAAUCCUCUCUGUUUUUAGCGAUAGCAGAAGUUUACAAAACUGAAGGUGAUGAGGCGUACUCAAAGGAAGAUUACAGCAACGCUGUUUACUUUUACGCUGAAGGAAUUAAAGUGAAGUGCAAGAACGAGGACCUUAAGUCUGAACUGUACAGCAACAGAGCAUAUGCAAACCUUCUUUUAGGUGAGGUUUCCCAUUUGUGUUUCAGUUCAUGAGGUCAGUUGUAUCUUGCAAAGACUGGCAAAUUAGCAUGGCCAGCGAGUGCUCAUCGCAUUUGACUCGCAAUUCGCCGGAGUUACUGGGUUUGAAUCGGGCGCGAUUAGUCGAGCACAAAGUGGGAGACACAGUGUAGCGCGACGCGCAAAGGAAGAGAGUUGAACGCCUGAUAUAAUGCACCUGUCAAUGUAAUGCCGGCGGAGGGGGAGGCAGGGCAUAGGGUGGGGAUUUGACUUUUUUCAAAAAUUUGCAAUCAAAUUCCCUGCCCACGGGCAAAUCAUUCCAGUCAAAUGCAACCAAAUUUCCCCACCCCAGAAUGCACACUGCUUUCAAUCCCAAGGCAGAACCUAAGAAAGGCACAACAAAAAUAUCUCCAAAUAAAACUCUGCAAUCUUUUAUAAACGUUGCUGCAUCACCAAAGAUACAUGUUCCUGUUACAGCUGCAAUUAUACGUUCUAACCAUAAUCCGUGUUACACUGCGUAGAAUACAUAAACCUUUCGGGGGAAGUCCACAUUUUGUAAGUCUAAAUAUACCGUUCUUAGUAAAGGGUAAAAGAAAGUCAGUUUUAUAAGUUUACAGUGAUGGUAGCGAAUGAGCCACACACUAAUCAAUUGUACUUGCAAAAAUCGACUUGGUUUCUCUUUACUUCCGUUUACUUUGAUACCACAGUAUUUUAAGAGGUUCAGUUGAUCAAAAACACGUUAAAACAAACGAAAUUUGAAGACAAAACAGUGAAAUCCACUCAGCUUUCGCUUGUUUUCAUUGGCCUUCACGACUUCCUGAUCUUUUCAAACCGUAUGGCGCAUGCGUGAAGCGUGGAAGGGGGAAACAUAUGUUCGGUCUCGGUCUUUUUCGUCCUAGUCGGCAGUCAAAUAUCUCCACGUCGGGCGAAGAAAGAUUCAAAUAUCCCUUCCCCCGGGAGAACAAGAUCAGUCAAAUGCCCUACCCGAGGGACAACAAAGACAAUCAAAUCCCCACCCCAUGCCCUGCCUCCCCCCCCGCCGGCAUUACAUUGAUAGGUGCAUAAGUUUACCGUGUAUGUCGAAUAGCUUCGGGACGCUGAAUUUGUUUCUUGAUCAGGUCGUGCGUUUACCACGUCAAUCACGCUUUUAAGUAGCCAACUGGUUGAACUUCUGUUAGUUAGGCUUUUAAUGUGUGUGUGUGUGGGUAGAAUCCUUGUAAAGUAGAAGGAACAGCUCACUGAACUACACGGCUAUUUUAUUUUGGUUAGUAUGUAUUGUGUUAAUAGGCCUUUUGCAUCAGUUGAUCAUGUGAUCAACUUUCGGUAACACGAAAACAGAUCGCUUUUGAAAACCUUUGUUGGUACAAGCUAAAAAAGCAUAUUAAAAUUAGGUAGCCUGUAAAUUUUCAGCCGUAUAUCUCAAAAGUAGUCCUUCUAAUUUUUGGCGGCCGCUGCAAUCACUUGUAUGAGAAAAAGCAAUUUUAGCCAACCAGUCACGCCUGAAUGGUUUUCCAUACAAUUCCUUGUAAAUUUCGACGUUUUCAAACUGUCGUGAAAUAUUUCCUUAAGUAUUACGGGGGCUCAAAUCUCCUUUUAAUUCAUAACAGGUACUUUGAGCCCUUAAAUGCGUAAGGGAAAUAUUUAACGACAGUUUAAAAAUUUCAGAAUUUACAAUGAGUUGUAUAGAAACCACUGUUUACCGAAAGUUGAUCACGUGAUCAACUAAUGCAAAAGGCCUAUUUCUGGACAGAAGGAAACAUUUUUUUAUUUUCUGAUGUUUGCUGUUUUAUUGGGACUUGAAAUUGAAAUUUCCUCCCAGUCCAAUGUUUGGCACCUUUUACCGUUCUUGAAUUGAAAUGUUGUAGUCGCUUUGUAAUCUACCUGGCUUGCUGCAUUGUUUGAAAGCUGUUGGUGACUUUUGAGUUUUUCUCCAACAUUCUUAGGAAACUACAUUUACUCACUGGUAGACGCUAAAAACGCCACGGACUUACGACCAUUGUCAAUCAAACCUAUGAUAGCAGGUAGCCUUUAACAGUAGCAUUACGAAUAAAGUGAAGCGGCGUUACCUUAAGGUGGCUCCGUCACUAACAUUGGAGCAUUUAGCUGUGACAAAUUUUCCGUCAUAACUUUUUCGUUUUUGGAGCGAUGGCUGCGAAACUUUGCAAAGAGCAACAGAUAUCAUUCGGCAAAAGUACGAAAUAUUCCGAUUUCAUUGAUGGUAAAUAUUUCUUGAAAAAUUAGCGCUUAAAAGGACCCUAGUGUUGAAAGAAAAUCACGUCUAGUAAAAAAUUUUAUUGAAAUUUUUUACUGAAAUUUCUGGUAUCGGCUUUCAUUGUCACAAUAAAUAUGCCGGAGAAAUUUCAGAAAAAUCGUUGGAGCAGAAGUCCGUAACUAAGAGUCGCUGAAAACUCAGCUGUAAAAUUGUUUUGGAAUUUCAAAAGUAAAGUUACUAUCAGGUAGAAGGAGCCACCAGUUUGAAUUUUUGGGACAAGUAAAUUCAAUGUUCGCCAAAAAUGAAAACAAAAGCUGAUUGCCUAUCGUGCUAUUCUUUUAAAGGUACUUUUUAGUUUUAGAAGUACUAUAAAUUGCUCCAAACCUUGCUCUGACGUCGAAUGACUUGUUCCUCGACAUUUUUAAAAUAUCUCUUGGAGCUUCUUGGCAGUUUUGGUUCAAACUCCUGCUACAUACAUUUUGUUGUAUUGCAAUGCAUCCUCAACGGCUUUUUCUGCUGAAAGUUGCUUCCAGUUUAGGUAAAAGGUAUUGGGAUUGUAAGCUACCUUGUAUCGAAGCUCAGAUAGAACUGUCCAGCAGGUUUGUUUAUGACCAGAAAAUGCGCACGAGCGGCACUUCUGCGAGGAAUUCGCACCUCAGCCAGGGGGGACGAAUGACAAUGAUGCCCAUGUCUGCGAACCGAUCUGUAUAAACAUGUAUUGCAGAGCAAACGUAAUAAUCAAGAAAAAACUACCCAUUCAUUGAAGGAAGGAGUAACAGAAAUUUCAGAGUUGUAAAUUUAUUCACGGGCAUUAUUUUUGCGAUAAUUUUAUUUUGCACUGUGAUGUAAUUCGGUUCACAAGCAUGGGCAGAAUUGUCGUUCGUCCCCCCUGGUUGAGGUGCGAAUUCCUCGCAGAACUGCCACUAGUGCUCAUUUUGUAGUCAUAAACAAAGGAGCUGGACAGUUUUAUCUGAGCUCUGAUACGAGGUAGCAUCUAACCUCAAUACCUUUUUCCUGAGUUGGAAGCAACGAACAGCAGUAAAAGUCAUUGAAAAUGCAUUGCAAUACAUCAAAAUAUAUGCAGCAGGAGUUUGAGCCAAAACUGCCAAGGGAUAUUUUAAAAAUGUUGAGGAACAAGUCAUUCAACAUCAGAGCAAGGUUUGGAGCAAUUUAUGGUGCUUCUAAAACCAAAAAGUACCUUUUAAAGAAUAGCACGAUUGGCAAUCGGAUUUUGCUUUCAGAAUUAGCAAACAUUUGAAUUUACUUGUCCCGAAAAUUCAAACUGGUGGCUCCUUCUACCUGAUAGUAACUUAUUUUUGAAAUUCCAAAAUAAUUUCACAGCUGAAUUUUCAGCGACUUUUAGUUACGGACUUCUGCUCCUACGAUUUUUCGGAAAUUCCUCUGGCAUAUUUAUUAUGUCAAUUAAAGCCGAUACCGUAAAUUUCAGUAAAAAAUAUCAGCAAAUGUUUUUACUAGACGCGAUUUUCUUUGAACAGAAGGGUCCCUUUAAGCCCUAAUUUAGCAAAAUAUAUUUACCAUCAAUGAAAUCGGAAUAUUUCGUACUAUUGCCGGAUGAUAUCAGCUGUUCUUUGCAAAGUUUCUCAGCCAUCGGGUUAAAAACGAAAACGUUUUGACGAAAACUUCGUCACUACCUUAAAAACUCCCACAGGACACCAACAUGGCCGCUGUGACGUCAUCUGAAAACACUCUAUACGUUCUUGAAGAAUUUUCCCUUUUAAAACUUUUGAUUAGUAAGGCUGAAAUUGAAGCUGAAUCAGGGUCAAUAGCGUAAUAAAGUCAUCUUCACAAGUAAUGUCAACAGUUUCUUUUGACAACAAAAAUAGAGCUUGUUCGUAGCCGCCGGGUGGCGAUUAGCCUUCAUCGUCUUUUUGAAAAGUUGAGGUCACCAAGCUCCUUCUCUGUAGUCAUCAGUAUAGAGUCAUAAAUUUCUGUUUGUCGGCUCGUUGCUCUUCUGAAAAAUGAAACGGAAGGGGUCAGGACAGAAGAGAUGUUUUCAUAUGCCAUGUAUGCCAGUUUCACUGAAGUUGCGUUAUACUAUUUUCAUGAAUUCAGGAGCAAAAGCCUCUGUCAAGUUGAGUCUGCGUGAGCUGGCGAUCUUCUGGUGUAAUACGGGAUUGGCAGUAUCCUUUUUCUCUGUUUAA
Messenger RNA from Porites lobata, 7620 nucleotides. The record is from the annotation of a GenBank genome assembly. Lineage: Eukaryota; Metazoa; Cnidaria; Anthozoa; Scleractinia; Poritidae.